Messenger RNA from Callorhinchus milii (elephant shark), 2553 nucleotides. Its product is annotated as mucin-2-like. The record is from RefSeq and is a predicted model, not a curated record. Gene Ontology annotation, cellular component: extracellular matrix. NCBI's taxonomy places the organism in Eukaryota, Metazoa, Chordata, Chondrichthyes, Chimaeriformes, Callorhinchidae. The transcript is spliced from 13 exons. The coding region runs from base 233 to 2281 and encodes 682 amino acids.
AGUGUCUUGUGAAAAUGGUGAAUGGUCAAAAUGGGUUAAUAAAUUUCAUCCAACCUUACAAAACAGAGGGGAUAAGGAAAUACUGGAUGACAUUAGAUGUCCUAACACUAAUGAUGUCUUCAGUAAAAUUCAAUGUGAACCACUUGCACAUCUCAAGAAGCUAGAGGACAAUGUCACCUGUGAUUUAGAAAAUGGGUUCAUUUGCAGUGAGCCGACCUCGCUUGACAAUCUGAUGUGUCGAGACUACAAAAUCAGAGUUUGCUGCUCAUCUAUCUCCACUACAACUCCAACCUCCACUACAACACCAACCUCCACUACAACACCAACCUCCACUACAACUCCAACCUCCACUACAACUCCAACCUCCACUACAACUCCAACCUCCAGUACAACUCCAACCUCCACUACAACACCAAUCUCCACUACAACACCAACCUCCACUACAACACCAACCUCCACUACAACUCCAACCUUCAUUACAACUCCAACCUCCACUACAACUCCAAUCUCCACUACAACUCCAACCUCCACUGCGACUCCAACCUCCACUACAACACCAACCUCCACUACAACACCAACCUCCACUACAACUCCAACCUUCACUACAACUCCAACCUCCACUACAACUCCAACCUCCACUGCAACUCCAAACUGUAGUUGCAACAACAUUGACAAUCCAGAGUGCAUGUGGACAGAAGACUGUAGCAUUAAAACAUGUGUGAAUGGAGAACCUAAAAUAAAUAGAACCUGCAAUUCUACAAAGCCCGAAUGCGACAGAGAAGAAGAUCUUGUCAGUUAUACAAAUGAAUGUGGCUGUGAAUCAAUGGAGUGUAACUGUGAAUGCAAAGUUUAUGGAGACCCACACUAUGUGACAUUUGAUAAUGUACACUACAGUUUUUAUAAGAAUUGCACAUACAUCCUUGUGAAAGAAGUCAUCCCAAAACACAAUUUUGGAGUUGAAAUAGACAACUAUAUUUGUACAGAGGAUAAGUCAUGUCCAAAAGCAAUAAUUAUUUCCUACAAUAAAUUCAAAAUAACUGUUUCAACACUGGAUCAGCUUACAUUAACCAUCAAUAACAGAACUGAAAGCAUUCCGUACAAUUUGAACGGGUUUGACAUUGUUAAACUGAGCCACACAAGCUUGCAGGUUUAUAUUCCUAAAAUCCGAACAAAAAUUACUGCUCGACGAAAUAGAUUUGUAAUCAGCAUUCCAGAACAACUCUUCUUGGAUAAUACCGAAGGACAAUGUGGUUCUUGCACACGUAAAAAGAUCGGCGGUUGCAGAAGACCUGAUGGAACUGUAGAGAAAUCCACAUGUUGUCCCACAGCUGCUCUUGAUUGGAAGGUUCCUGACACAACGAAACCUCAUUGUGCUAAAGAUCCUACAAACGUAACUUGUCCUACACCAACAACGGCACCACUGACAACAUCACCACCCGGACCUUGCUGCAAACUAUGUGAACUCCUUCACCAAAAGCCCUUUGAAAAAUGCAAUAAAAAUGAUAUGGAGACAUACGAUAAAACUUGUGAGGAUGACUGUCAUUCUACUAAUAUUUGCUCAGUGGUUUGUGCAAAUUUGGAGGCUGCUGCCUCAGAAUGUCAAGGAAAUUGUGUUGAAUGGAGAAGUUAUACAAAUGGAUUAUGUGAUUUGGACACCUGCGAUGGAAUUUUGACGUACCAGCCAUGUCAAAUGGAAACUGAUGAUAGAUGUGAAAACAAUAAAGUAAUACUUGGUCAGUCAUUAAGCAAACCUAUAGAAGGUUGCUUUUGUCCAAAGGGAAUGAAAUCAUCCAACAAUGAUACAUGUGUUCAUACAUGUUGUGUGGAUCAUUCUGGAAGACAACGAAAUAAUGGGGAGAAAUGGCAGCACUUUUCUGAUAAUUGUACUAUUUUGGAAUGCUUCAGUUCUUCAGUUAAAGAAAACAAACUACACUGCAAAAAUCAGGGUAACUGUCCUGAGCCUCAAAGGAAAUGGGAUGAGCAUCACUGCUGCUAUGAAUGUGUUCCAACUGGAAGAUGUGAGACAAUUGAAUAUAAUAAUACAAUAAAGAAGGAUAACUGCAUUGCUGAAGUUGAAGUGACCAGAUGUAAGGGGCGUUGUGAUAGUUCCUCUGAAUUUGACUUUAUCACAGAUAGAAUGUCUCAUGACUGUAAGUGCUGUGAAGAGGUUGAGCAAGAGGAAAGGAAAGUCGACCUUAUUUGCAAUGAAGGACCUAAUAAAUCGUACAGUUAUAUAUACAUCAAGAAAUGCAAGUGCGAAAAUUGCGAACCGAAAAUGUAGCAAAGUGAAAUUGGAAACUGACAUCAAUAAUAUGCUUAUGUAUCUUGGAACUUAGAAUUAAAUCCUAAUUUUGUUUCAUUUAUAAUGUAAUCUUUACUUGCUUUUGCCAAGUGUUGUAGGAAAACUAGACAAAAGACUCAUCAAUACAAAGUUUGCAAUUUAUUGCUUUCUGCAGUGGGAUUCUGGGAUCUUUAAAGAUUUUAUUUUACUUGUUAACUUUUUCCUGUAUAAGCAGAAAUCAAAAUCAAUAAAUACAAUUUCAAACAGCUUCA